Molecule: messenger RNA, 1249 nt
Organism: Alnus glutinosa
Lineage: Eukaryota; Viridiplantae; Streptophyta; Magnoliopsida; Fagales; Betulaceae
Product: probable carboxylesterase 18
Exons: 1
Coding region: 123-1127 (334 amino acids)
Biological process (GO): pollen tube growth
Molecular function (GO): carboxylic ester hydrolase activity
Source: RefSeq, a predicted model, not a curated record
UUCAGUCUCAGCCACCCGACUUAACUAUAAGAAAAAACACCACCAGAAGCUGCGUUAAUUGUCUUACGAGUCCUAAAUAAGGAGAGAGAUAUCCAUUAUCCCGCGCGUAGCGACAAAAAAAAAUGUCUGAACAAAGCGCAAACCCAAAACCAAACAUGCCAUGGAAGGUGAAGCUCUUCAUAGGAGCUUUUUCCUGGGUCUUCGACUCCUCAUUCCGCCACGACGGGAGCAUCAAUCGUCGCCUCCUCAACUUCUUCGACUACAAAGUCCCUCCCGAUGGCGUUGCCUCCUCCGACACCACCGUCGACCCUUCUCGCAACCUCUGGUUCCGCCUCUACAACCCAACCCCAACCCCCACUGGCGGCGAUCCAAACGACGUCGUCGGCUUGCCCGUCAUCGUGUUCUUCCACGGCGGCGGCUUCGUCGGCGGCCAGGCCAACUCGAUUCUGAUACACAACGCGGUGCACCAGCUCGCUCGAGAACUCCACGCCAUCGUCGUCUCAGUCAACUAUCGGCUGGCGCCGGAGCAUCGGUUCCCGUGCCAGUACGAAGACGGGUUCGACGCGCUGAGAUUCAUAGACGAAAUGGACGGACGGGAUCUGCCGGCCAAUGCUGAUCUUAGCCGUUGCUUUCUCGCGGGAGAGAGCGCUGGAGGGAACCUGGCCCACCACGUAGCGCUCAGAGCCGGCGAGUACAGCUUCAAGAGAGUGAACCUCCUCGGGCUCAUAGCAGUACAACCGUUUUUCGGAGGAGAGGAGCGGGUCGAGUCCGAGAUUCGAUUUCCCCGCGGCCCGAUAUUGAGGCUGGACUUGACGGACUGGUUCUGGAGAGCUUUUUUGCCGGACGGGUCGGACAGGGACCACCCGGCGGCGAAUGUGUUCGGACCUAAUGCAGGUGAAAUCUCGGACGCGAGGUUCCCGGCUGCGAUUGUUAUAAUUGGAGGGUGUGAUCCGUUACGGGAUUGGGACAUGAGGUACUACGAGGGGCUGAAAAGAUCCGGAAAAGAGGUAUACCUGGUGGAUUAUCCGAAUGCGAUCCACGGGUUCUGGAGCAUGGGCGUGAUGCCCGAAUAUUGUUUGUUUUUAGAGGAAGUGAAGGAGUUCAUGCAAAAGCAAAUGGGCAAAUGAGGUACAGGUACUCCAUCGUUAUAAUUUGCGUGGCCUACUAUCCCUGUUACUUGUGAGGCUGUGAGCAGCUGAGCUGCAUAAUAUAAAAUAUGCAUUUAUUUUAUAUAUUAAAUCGUUUUUAA